Molecule: messenger RNA, 1547 nt
Organism: Dioscorea cayenensis subsp. rotundata (Guinea yam)
Lineage: Eukaryota; Viridiplantae; Streptophyta; Magnoliopsida; Dioscoreales; Dioscoreaceae
Product: actin-7-like
Exons: 5
Coding region: 168-1298 (376 amino acids)
Source: RefSeq, a predicted model, not a curated record
UGUCAAAAAAAGAACACUAUUUUCUUGUCGGUAUAUAUACAACGAAGCCAUCUCCCCAACCUUCUCCAUUCUCAUCGCCAUUGAUUCCUCUCGACUGCUCCCUUUGAAGCAAAGGGAGAGGCCAUCACCAGCUCCAUCGCCCCAGCUCUUCCCAAGAUUUGUAGGAAAUGGCUGAUGAGGAUAUCCAGCCUCUUGUUUGCGAUAAUGGAACUGGAAUGGUCAAGGCUGGAUUUGCUGGUGAUGAUGCACCUAGGGCAGUGUUCCCUAGCAUUGUAGGGCGACCACGCCAUACAGGUGUUAUGGUUGGAAUGGGCCAAAAGGAUGCCUAUGUGGGUGAUGAAGCUCAAUCUAAAAGAGGUAUCCUCACUUUGAAGUACCCUAUCGAGCAUGGCAUUGUCAGCAAUUGGGAUGACAUGGAGAAGAUUUGGCAUCACACUUUCUAUAACGAACUUCGAGUUGCGCCUGAAGAACAUCCAGUGCUGCUCACUGAAGCUCCUCUCAACCCCAAAGCAAAUAGAGAGAAAAUGACCCAAAUCAUGUUCGAGACUUUCAACGUGCCUGCAAUGUAUGUUGCCAUUCAAGCUGUGCUCUCCCUAUAUGCUAGUGGACGCACAACUGGUAUUGUGCUGGAUUCUGGUGAUGGUGUCAGCCAUACUGUACCAAUCUACGAAGGAUAUGCACUGCCGCACGCCAUUCUUCGUUUGGACCUUGCAGGUCGUGAUCUCACAGAUGCUCUGAUGAAGAUCCUUACAGAGAGAGGCUAUUCCUUCACUACCACUGCAGAACGGGAAAUUGUAAGAGACAUCAAAGAAAAGCUUGCUUAUGUGGCCCUCGAUUUUGAGCAGGAGCUGGAAACUGCAAAGACCAGCUCUUCUGUCGAAAAGAGCUAUGAGCUGCCAGAUGGACAGGUGAUCACAAUUGGAGCUGAAAGGUUCAGGUGCCCGGAAGUCCUCUUCCAGCCAUCCUUGAUUGGCAUGGAAGCUGCUGGAAUUCACGAGACAACAUACAACUCCAUCAUGAAGUGUGAUGUGGAUAUCAGGAAGGAUUUGUAUGGCAAUAUUGUGCUGAGUGGUGGCUCAACAAUGUUCCCAGGUAUCGCCGACCGUAUGAGCAAGGAAAUCACAGCCCUUGCUCCAAGCAGCAUGAAAAUCAAGGUAGUAGCCCCACCGGAGCGCAAGUACAGUGUUUGGAUUGGAGGCUCCAUCCUUGCUUCUCUGAGCACAUUUCAGCAGAUGUGGAUUUCAAAGGGCGAGUACGAUGAAUCCGGCCCAUCAAUUGUGCACCGGAAAUGCUUCUAAGUUGAUGAGAGCAGUAGUUUGGUUGUUCUUUAGGCAGUUUUUGUGUCGAUGUUGUUUUGUCUUUGUUUCAGGAUUAUAAGCUGUCACAAUACUUAUAUAUUUCAGUACCCCGUCUUGAGAUGUAUCUUCUUAUGCGUUUUAUGGCUAAGGAAGCCUUUUCCUUGCCAAUCUUUGUUGCUGUUCCUGUGUUUUGUAAAAUGACGCUGCCCUUUCUGUGUUAAAUGGAUGCCCUAUUUAGAAUUUAUUGAA